AUGAAUUUACACAGGAGAAAAAGACUGCAGUGGAACAGGAUUCUGUUCAUACUUUGUGCAAUGUUCCUAUGCUCGUUGUACCAGCUCUCUCUGAAUCAAAAGUUAAAUUCAACACCCGUGACUGAGUCUUACGUGGAAGAACAUAGUUUUGUAAGGGAGACAGAGGAGAAGACAUUCAUUAAGUUUACUGUCAAAGAACACAUAAACCUGACAACAUCCCCCAUCUUAGCCCCACCUGCAGAAAAUAUUACAGAAAAGACCAAAAUAAGACAUUGUAUCUUUGUGGACCCAGAUCCCAUUACACCUCCCAUUAAAAUAAAACCCACCACCAUUCCAAUGACCACAAGUAACCCCAAAAGUCCCACCAGACCACCACUUCCUCAUGCCAAAGGAGAGUAUCCUGAAGACCUGUUUACCGUAGAGCAGCGCAGGAGUGGUUGGGUAUCCCUUCACAUAUUUGGCAUGAUGUAUGUCUUUGUUGCCUUGGCAAUUGUCUGUGAUGAAUUCUUUGUCCCAGCUUUAGGGGUGAUCACAGAUAAACUUCAGAUUUCCGAAGAUGUAGCUGGUGCAACAUUUAUGGCAGCUGGCGGGUCAGCACCUGAACUCUUUACGUCCCUUAUUGGAGUCUUUAUUUCACACAGUAAUGUUGGGAUUGGUACCAUUGUUGGCUCAGCUGUAUUUAAUAUAUUGUUUGUGAUUGGCACUUGUGCUCUUUUCUCAAGGGAGAUUCUAAACCUAACCUGGUGGCCUCUGUUCAGAGAUGUUUCGUUCUACAUCCUUGACUUGGUAAUGCUAAUCAUCUUCUUCCUUGAUAAUUUUAUCCUAUGGUAUGAGAGCAUGUUGCUUCUCUGUGCCUAUGGGUUCUAUGUAGUCUUCAUGAAGUUCAAUGUUCAGGUAGAAGGAUGGGUGAAGAAACAGCUUUCUAAAAGGAGUCGACUUGUUAAAGUUAUGGCCUUGGAAGACACCACUAAGAAAGGCAACGGGUCUAUUGCUGUGGAGGAGACAAAGCCACCCGAAGACAACAACAGGUUGAAGCUAAAGCCAUUCCUUACAAGAGGAGGAAGCUCUGCCUCGUUGCACAACAGCACUAUCCGAAGCACAAUCUUCCAACUCAUGAUUCACACCUUGGAUCCCUUGGGAGAAGCUAAAUUUAAAGACAAGGCUGAAAUCAUGAACAACCUGGCCAAAGCCAAGGCAGAUACAGAUACCAAAAAAGGACAGAAAACCAAAGAUGAGAAAGAUGAUGGUGAUGUUCCUCACACAGUAAACGUACAGGUAACACCUCCCACAGGGUCUGAACCCUCCAAGGAUGGAGACGAUGAUGGAGAUAAAGAUGAUGCUCAGAAAGGUGCAGGCGAGGGUGGUGAUGGAGGAGACAGCUCUGGCAGUAGUGGUGAUGACAGUGAUGACGAUAGUGAUGAAGAGGACAGUGAUGAUGAUGAUGACGAAGAGGAGGAAGCAGAUGAGCCUCUAUCCCUGGAGUGGCCUGAUACCAAAAGGAAGCAAAUCACAUACCUUCUACUUCUGCCCAUAGUAUUCCCGCUUUGGCUAACUGUGCCUGAUGUCAGGAGCCCGAAAUCCAGGCGGUUCUUUGUCCUGACAUUUCUUGGAUCUAUUAUGUGGAUUGCCAUCUUCUCAUACCUUAUGGUAUGGUGGGCCCAUCAGGUGGGAGAAACAAUAGGGAUUUCAGAGGAAAUCAUGGGACUUACAAUCCUCGCUGCUGGCACCUCUAUUCCUGACCUCAUCACCAGCGUUAUUGUAGCAAGGAAAGGCCUGGGGGACAUGGCUGUCUCCAGCUCUGUGGGGAGCAACAUCUUUGAUAUAACAGUAGGUUUACCUGUUCCUUGGUUCCUCUUUUCGGUGUUUAAUGGAUUCAGCCCAGUUGCAGUCAGCAGUAACGGCCUGUUCUGCGCCAUUGUUCUACUCUUCCUCAUGCUUCUAUUCGUCAUAUUCUCUAUUGCCAGCUGCAAGUGGAGGAUGAACAAGUAUUUGGGAUCUACUAUGUUUGUUCUGUAUUUUGUGUUUGUUAUUGUGAGUGUGAUGCUGGAGGAUAGGAUCAUUAUAUGUCCUAUAUCCAUAUGA
Bombina bombina (fire-bellied toad) is the source of this 2082-nucleotide messenger RNA. RefSeq names its product solute carrier family 24 member 1 (gene SLC24A1). Gene Ontology annotation, molecular function: calcium channel activity; calcium, potassium:sodium antiporter activity. Gene Ontology annotation, biological process: intracellular calcium ion homeostasis; calcium ion transmembrane transport; long-term synaptic potentiation. Gene Ontology annotation, cellular component: membrane. The transcript has 9 exons. The record is from RefSeq and is a predicted model, not a curated record. Lineage: Eukaryota; Metazoa; Chordata; Amphibia; Anura; Bombinatoridae. Bases 1 to 2082 code for a protein of 693 amino acids.